ACCUAGCGGUCUGCUGGGUUGGUGGUAUCGAUCGCGAUGUCGGCAACUCCAUCACUGACUAAUAUUGGAUGUUCUUGUUGUAAUGUGGAGGAGGAUGUACCCUUGUCUUCCCUUGUCGUUCUAUGUAUAUUCCAUAUUUUACUGAACAGUUUAGCCGCUUUUGUGACAGUUACGUAAAGUAACAGAUCGUUGUCGUUGCCGCUGUGAAGAAGGAACCAACAUUCCGGAACCAUGUGUCUCUGGGUAACGGUUUUAACAGUAUCUGUGGCAUUUGCAGUUGGUUUGAAUAUAUGUGUUGUGAAGCAGCCCGGAUACGAUCACGUCACCGAAGACGCCAUACACCUGGCUGCGAUGACAUUUUCUGAUGAAACAAAUGUCAAUUUGUCCGUGUCUAUAGCAACGCUCAACCCAGUAACUUUUUCAUCUAUCCUCGUACCAGACUGUACAGUAUUCAACAUGACGUGCGCUGGUCUUAUCACGUUUGCGGACUGCUCUCAUGCAAUUUUCAUUGACUUUUGGGCUGAAGAACAUGUGAUACCACAUGUAAUCUUCACCAACAGAUCAUGUGACUUUGUGAGCAAGCACGGAGUCAAGAUGAUCCCUCGUUUUACCACACAGAAUAAGUUGAUAUCGGAUAUUGUUGUCCAAGAGCAAUGGUCGGACGUUGUUAUCAUGUACGAUUCUACUUUAGAAAAAACCCAACUGGCUGACCUUUUGAACAGACUGUCGGACUAUUUUGUGGGGACAACAGUUAUUAACUUGCCUGAAACAGGAUCCAUUAGCUCCACAGUGACCAACAGUAUAAAGCUUGUUAGAGCUAUCCAGUAUAAGAAUAUAGUUAUUAUAGCUGAGGACGAAAAGGUUAAAGAAAUAAUAACACAGGCUUACGACUUCCUCAUGCUUGGACAGAAGUACUUCUGGAUAGUUGUGUCGGACAGUCUGACGUUCCCAACCUUGACCUCCAUGUUGAAGGAACGUAGUAACGUUGUCGUUAUAAGGACGGAGCACAAAGGGUCUUGGGGUGAAUGCAACAAGCACGCGCCGUUGUCAUGCCCAUUGUACAACCGGACGCAGGUCUAUCUGAUGGAAAUACAGGACGCAUUCCACAUCAUCACGCAUUCCACGCAACAGAUCUCACAACCAGAUCUGCUUCUCAAUCUUGGUUCAGUGUGCACAGAUGUAAUUACAACCGAGAACAAUACCCAGCUUGUAUCAGCGAAGAGGGAACUGGUAAAUAUGAUCAGAAAGACAAGCUUUGUCGGGAAAGCAAGAAACUACAAAUUUGACGAAGAUGGCUUUGUGAUGGAGAGGAGCUACAACAUCGUCAGCACAUCUGACAAACGUCCAAACUGGUUCUAUAACGUCGGUACUUGGUCAGAGCAGAAUCGCCUGGAGGUGUUUGAUGAAGAGAUAUUCGAAAAUACUUUCAGAAACUUUGGAAAUACAACAUUACGCAUCGGAUCUCAAGAGGCUCUACCAUUUGUUGUGAAGAACAUCAUUAAUAAUAGAACUGUUUUCACCGGAUUCUGCAUCGACAUACUAGACGAACUGGCGCUAAGGUUCAACUUCAAUUACACUAUUGUUGAACCGGCAGACAGGAUAUGGGGAGCUCCAAUCAAUGAGGACAAUGACGAAUGGAAUGGGAUCGUUGGAAUGAUUGUGAGAAAGGAGCUAGACUUCGGGGCAGGUCCGUUUACCAUAACCUCAAUACGGGAAACGGUCAUAGACUUUACCAAACCCUUCAUGGAAGACGGAGCAGGAAUAAUUACACGUAGACCAGAUGGAGAGUCCCGGAAGAUGUUCAAGAUGUUCACACCGUUCGCCCCUACUGUGUGGGGCUGCAUUGUCUUGGCGAUAGUUGUAGUGAGCAUCUUGCUCUACCUUGUCAACAGAUACAGUCCAUAUGCUGCCCAUAAGGUGUUACAGAAUGCAAGUCAGGAAGGAUCCCGUGCUGAAGUGAUGAGCCUGAAGACAACAUUCUGGCUGAUCUAUGGUUCCUAUAUGGAGCAAGGUGGAGACCCUCACCCAAACAGCAUAUCGGGCCGCUGUAUUCUGGGGUUUUGGUGGUUGUUUACUAUUCUGAUGGCGUCAACUUACACUGCCAAUCUGGCCGCCUUCCUCACAGUCACCAUCGCAGAGAAGCCCAUCAAUAGUCUCACGGAACUAGCAGCACAGGAUGAAAUGCAACCUUUGGUCAAAUUUGGAAGUAACCUUUACUCACUGUUUAAGGAUGCUGAAUCUGGAGUAUAUCAAGAUGUGUGGGAAAAGAUGGGGGGUUCCCCUGAAGUAAAGAGCAAUGACGAGGCGCUGCGUCAUGUGAGAGCGGGGACAAUGGCGUACAUGACAGACAGGUCACAGUUGGAGUACAUUCUGUUGCAUGACUGUGAACAGUACUCCCUGGCGGACGAAAUCUUCAACACGGCGGGACUCGGAUUCGUUGUUCCAGAGAACGCACCGUUCUUAGAGGCAUUUAACUAUAACAUUAUGAAGAUGCAGGAAGCUGGCAUGAUCGAUAAAUGGAAGCAGAAAUGGUGGCCGAGUUCAGACAAGUGUGGCGGUUCAGACAGAACAAGCUCGGCAACAAUAUUAGGUCUUGACAGCUUGGCGGGACCAUUUCUUAUAUAUGCUUCCGUGGUGGGAGUGGCCUUGCUGUGCCUUAUCCUUGAGCUUGGGCUUCAUUUAACUAAACUGAACAUGUUGUGUCAAAAGUUAAAGCAAUAUAAGUCUUCAGGAACACAGGACUCAUCCCAGAACCGCAGUGACCCAAGGACGUAACGGACAUGAGUGACGUUGUGGUCUAAUAGAUGGCCAUCUUCUAUAUUCAACUGACUCUUGGCUGUCACCUUGUAUGAGGCGUGGGAUCAAGUGAUUCUGGGUGUUAUUAACAGAUCAGCUUGUGAUUGAUCUCUGUGCUGUCAUAAUUAUGACCGUGUGUAUAAUGUACAACAUUUUUUGACACAACAGAUAACGGUGUGUAUGGUAAUACGAGUCCUGUACAGAAGAGGUAACGGUAUUCAUGUAAUAUAUUCAUGGCAACUAAUAUUUUGCCGAUUUCAUCAUUUGCAUCUGUGAUGUUUUUUUCUUCCACGGCGAUACUGACAUCAUGACGUCAUAAUUGUCCAUAUGAUGUCAUCCGUUUGUUACGUCAUUAUUGACCCUGUCCACAUUUUGAGUCGUACCGAUCCCAUUGGUGGUAUCGAAAAUAUGUCUCUUCGCUUGUGAACACGUCAUGGUAUCUUCCUUGUAUUGUACUAUACGUUCCUGUACAUAUAUCAGAUGACAGAUGACUUGCCUUCAUAUGUGUUUUGAGGGUUGAGUGGUGGUGCUGGAUGGGUACGCUCAACUGUUCGGGAACCCUUGGUAUGUUAACUAUUUGAUAUUAAUGUAAUAUUAACAAUAACAUGGUUUUUAACAGAUUCAGAAUUGUACAAACAAGUUUGAGAUUUUUUGUGGGCAUGUUAAUGGUUUUGUCGAUUUUAUAUACAUGUAUCAAUUGAGGAGUUUAGGGUAUUUUACGAGAUACACGUUUCAGUAAUUUCACACAUCGUAAUUGGGUCGCAUUCUGCCGUAGGUCCUCACACUGUAACACAUGCUACUAAUAUUGGCCAUGCAUUGUAUUACUACUGCAUGCUCAUUUUCGGUUUAAUGAUUAUUGAUUUCGUUGUCAACUGUUUUAUUUGUAGAGUACGCCCUUGUUGUUUAUGCAACAUAAAUAGUCAAAUAUAUGUGCCUUUCUUAGGCAUUUGACAGUGUAAAUAUAAUUCACUAACGCCAAUUUCGAUAAUACAAUUAUGUUAAACAAAA
This is a messenger RNA of Haliotis rubra (blacklip abalone), 3804 nucleotides long. RefSeq names its product glutamate receptor ionotropic, delta-1-like. Gene Ontology annotation, cellular component: postsynaptic membrane; plasma membrane. Gene Ontology annotation, molecular function: transmitter-gated monoatomic ion channel activity involved in regulation of postsynaptic membrane potential; glutamate-gated receptor activity. The record is from RefSeq and is a predicted model, not a curated record. The coding region runs from base 232 to 2775 and encodes 847 amino acids. Lineage: Eukaryota; Metazoa; Mollusca; Gastropoda; Lepetellida; Haliotidae. The transcript has 14 exons. Gene Ontology annotation, biological process: modulation of chemical synaptic transmission; monoatomic ion transport; synaptic transmission, glutamatergic.